AUAACAUUAGCCAUUUGGAUUUCAAUAUGAUUGUUACUGCAAAAUCUUUAAAAUGAAAGGAAAAAAAAACCACGCAGGUGAAAUAAAAACCAAAUGAAGAUUAUUACCAAACGCCGAAGCUAGCGCGUGAGAGAAAAGGUCGGUAGGUUCAUUGGUAACAUCAGCAGACUAAUGGAGAGAGAGAAACUUUGAGAAAAGAAAAAAACAACCAAUCGAAGAACUCAUAGAGAUCACGAAACCCUAGUGGAAAGAGAGAAAGCUUUGUUGAAGACGGCGGAGAUGAUGUCAUGUGGUGGGAAGAAGCCAGUGUCUAAGAAAACAACGCCGUGUUGCACGAAGAUGGGGAUGAAGAGAGGACCAUGGACGGUGGAGGAAGACGAGAUUCUUGUGAGCUUCAUUAAGAAAGAAGGUGAAGGACGGUGGCGAUCGCUUCCUAAGAGAGCUGGUUUACUCAGAUGUGGAAAGAGCUGUCGUCUACGGUGGAUGAACUAUCUCCGACCCUCGGUUAAACGUGGAGGAAUUACGUCGGACGAGGAAGAUCUCAUCCUCCGUCUUCACCGCCUCCUCGGCAACAGGUGGUCAUUGAUCGCGGGAAGGAUACCGGGAAGGACUGAUAAUGAAAUUAAGAACUAUUGGAACACUCAUCUUCGUAAGAAACUUUUAAGGCAAGGAAUUGAUCCUCAAACCCACAAGCCUCUUGAUGCAAACAACAUCCAUAAACCAGAAGAAGAAGUUUCCGGUGGACAAAAGUACCCUCUAGAGCCUAUUUCUAGUUCUCAUACUGAUGAUACCACUGUUAAUGGCGGGGAUGGAGAUAGCAAGAACAGUAUCAAUGUCUUUGGUGGUGAACACGGCUACGAAGACUUUGGUUUCUGCUACGACGACAAGUUCUCAUCGUUUCUUAAUUCGCUCAUCAACGAUGUUGGUGAUCCUUUUGGUAAUAUUAUCCCAAUAUCUCAACCUUUGCAGAUGGAUGAUUGUAAGGAUGGGAUUGUUGGAGCGUCGUCUUCUAGCUUAGGACAUGACUAGAUACAGGAAGAUAUAUAGUUGAUCGAAUCUUGAUGUCUUCUAUAUCUACCAUGCUUCAAGAAGGGGUCACAGAUGCGAUCUAGAAGGUUGGCAUAUAUGUGUACUAAGUUGUUUUGUGGUGAUUUGUGUGAUUAUUAUAAAACCAUAAAUUGUGAGUGUAACUGAGUACACAAACCUCUAUUUAUAUAUAUGGAUAUAUCUAUUGCGAAUAAAUGAAUCAUCACUAUCGUUAAAUAAGACUCGUGGUAAGCUUUUGUCAAAUACAGAUAACUAAUAAGCAUGUUCACAAUCUUAAAUUAUGGUACUAG
This is a messenger RNA of Arabidopsis thaliana (thale cress), 1337 nucleotides long. It is a transcript of the gene MYB5, whose product is annotated as myb domain protein 5. Bases 280 to 1029 code for a protein of 249 amino acids. Lineage: Eukaryota; Viridiplantae; Streptophyta; Magnoliopsida; Brassicales; Brassicaceae. Gene Ontology annotation, cellular component: nucleus. The record is from RefSeq and is marked reviewed. The transcript is spliced from 2 exons.